Molecule: messenger RNA, 798 nt
Organism: Purpureocillium lilacinum
Lineage: Eukaryota; Fungi; Ascomycota; Sordariomycetes; Hypocreales; Ophiocordycipitaceae
Biological process (GO): cilium assembly
Source: RefSeq, a predicted model, not a curated record
AUGGACUUUUCCAGAUUGACCACGCGGGACAUCAACGUCCUCGAAAAGAUUAAGGACCCCGAGGCGAACCCCGCCGCCGGCGUCGUCACGGACCCCUCCUUGCCCCGCGAUCCGCACCUCACCGACUCGACCGUCUAUGACCGCCUCGUCCAGAGGGAGCGCGCCAUCAUCCAGACCAUUCAGCAAGUCGAAAAGGAGCUGAACGAGUCUCACGCCGAAGACGCCGAUGAUACGGCCAUCAGUGGAUACAAGAAAUGCAUUUCCGAGCUAGAUGGCCUGAUAGCCGACCACCCCGACUAUGCCAGCGCGAGAAACAACCGCGCCCAGGCAAUCCGCCGUCUCUACGGCGAUGCCAUGCUCCUCGAGGUCACCACGGGCAUGCCCAUGCCCUUGAUCCACGAGCCGGAGCCCACGGAGCGGAGACAAGCAGCCCUGACUGCUCUCCAAGAUAUGGACCGCUCCAUCGCCCUGCUCUCCCCCGCCACCCUGCAGACGCCUCUCUCGCCGCAGGCGGCGAGGACCCUGUCCAUGGCGCACACCCAGCGCGCCGCAGUGUACCUGCGGACGUCCAAGCUGCUGUCCGACCGGCUGCUGGACGUCGAUCAAAGCCGUCCGGAAUCCGGCUGGGCCAAGCUGAACUUUGAGGAGGCUGCUUCCAGGGACUUGGCGUACGGCGGCCGGUACGGCAACCAGAUCGCCAAGAGCCUGGCUGUGAGCGUCAACCCCACGGCGAAGCUCUGCGGGCAGAUUGUUCGCGAGGCCAUGAAGAAGGAGUAUGGGCCGUCGUUUGAGUAUUGA